GCAAGCUGUAAUUAUCAGUUUCCAGUUUCCCAGCCAUUCGUAGUUCAGUUGAGAAAACACCGUCUGAAGACCGCCUGAAGUACAUUGCAUACGACACUGGUGCAUAAGCAUUAUCAUUACCAUGGAUGGGAUCAGCUUCACCCUCUCGCUACUUCUGAUUAGCAUGCUAUCAUUUCAAGGUGGCAAUGCGCAGAAAGAGCCAGAAGCAAACGUACAAUUAAACCUACCUGCCGGCAACUGCCUUCAAAAGCUUUUGGUGAGAUCUGGAGUUCCUCUGGCCAAAGCCAUAACUUACAAAGGAACCUUGGCCUCGCUGCACUUCGACUUGCCAAAGAUCAAGGCCGCCGACGAGAAACUGCUGGCGUUCAUUCUGGAGAAGAACUUGGCACAUGCCAGGGCUGUGCAAAGCUGUUUGAAAGGAGAUCUACCAGCAUGCCACGACUACAGCCCAUGCGGCUCUGAGGGUCAAUGUGAGUUCAGUGAGGAACGUGCCACGUAUCAGUGUGUGUGCUCUCCAUACCGAACUGGUGACUUCUGCCAAGUGGACACAUCAGUGGAAAGGUUGACCAAUGCAGUUGACGUCGUCCGAGGAAAUGCUGUCAAGAAUGCCAAGAAAGUCACUGCCGUUAGCAAGCGAGUUGAUGUGCUUGAGGCAUACAAUGCAGCGUGCAACAAGGCCUUGGUUGGUUACGCGUUCAACUCCAGACACCAUCAGUUUAUUGGCAACAACGACCAUGCCCAGCUAGCCAGCAUUACCUAUGUCAAGAAACGUGCAGACACUCUGCUGAAGGUCUCCUACUCUGCCAACAUCCGUGUGCUUGGCGGGGGAAGUGGAAGAGCUGCAAGGUGGUUUGUGAAGAUCGAUGGACAGGAGUGUUCUGAUCCAACCCUGGUGGAUAUUUGGUACUUUCGUACAGACACGGAGAACAUUCACAUUCCGGCCAAUCUGAAGGGUAUUUGCCGUGGUACCUCUGAUGGUCAAAUUGGUACCGGAUCCCACACUAUUACAGUUCAUGUGGGUGAGUCGCCUAUUGACAAUUAUCCUCUCGGUCAUACUUCGAGUGGAUACGGUAGCACACAACUCCUUGAGGUACAGGAGAUUUGCCCUCCCUUCUAAACGGACAGAAAUGUUUUGGCAAUCGUUUUACAGGCUAUACUGAAAAUUCUUUCCCCAGAAUUAUAGAUGAUGUGUUUGAUUAUGCGAAAGUACAUGUACAUGUGCAUGGCUGCACCCUCCCCCCUCCCCCCCCC
This is a messenger RNA of Sycon ciliatum, 1251 nucleotides long. RefSeq lists its product as uncharacterized. The record is from RefSeq and is a predicted model, not a curated record. The transcript has 5 exons. Bases 122 to 1117 code for a protein of 331 amino acids. Lineage: Eukaryota; Metazoa; Porifera; Calcarea; Leucosolenida; Sycettidae.